UGUGCACAAACGUGAAAUGCGGCGCGGCUGGCGGUGGUGGCUGCUAGGAAAGCAAGCGAGCGAACAAGCGAGCAAGCGAGCAAGCAAGCAGGCCGAGACUGCCCUCCUGUCUCCCCCACCCCAAGCAUGCCUCGCAGAGCCCAUGGCCUCCGUAUACACGGAGGAGAGUGAGGCAGCCCCAGCCGCUCCUCACGUCAUCCGCUGAGAGAGAGACGACGGGUCUCGACACGGCGAGGAGCAAUAAUUCUAACGAGCCAAGAUGGCGGCGGACACGGUGGCCCUGUCCGCGCUCACGCUCGCCAGGGGCGACAAGAUCCUCGUGACCGUCGAGUCCGCGCUACCGGACAUCAUCGUCGUGUCCUUCGUUCACGGUGCCAAGUGCUUCCAGGGCGCCUUGCUCGACGCCACCAAGAGAGGCCUACCGUGUGGCGUGCAACCCCCGGAACCUGUACCGGACCCGGAUGGCGACAAAUUGGCGACGAUAGCGGCUCGAUUCAGCUACUUUCAGGAGAGAAAGAACUCGCUGACUACCGCGAAAGUCGAUCUUCGUAGGAACAUCAAUCCGCCGGCCAGGUACAAGAAUGCACGGCCAACGGUCAGGCUCAGGCCACGCCAGGUGCUCUGUAGCAAGUGUAGAUCGAUCUGCAACGAGAACAGCGAGAACGUGGACGUCAGCAGAAAACGGAAGCACGACGAGAUUCAGCAGGAACAGCAGCAGCCGCAGCAACAGCAGGUCACGGGCCAUGGAUCCACUCGAAGAAGCGAUCGACGUUGUGGUCAGCAGCCGCAAAAAGCCUCGAGAAUACUGUUCUCUGAGUGUCAGUCCGAGAACAUCACGGUGUCAUCUCAUCAAACAGCGAAGUCCUCGUCGUCUACAGCACUCAGCCCCGAUUCGUCGAAGCUUGGAUCGUCUCUCAUCCCAAAAAUUUCGAGACUUCAACCAAACGAAAUCAACAAUGCCAUGCAAGCGAAUGAAAAGGUGAAGAUUGGCCCAUCGUACUGGAACAAUCGAGCCGAGGAGGGCGACUCAUCGGCGAACGCGAUGGAGCCAACAGAGGAACGCAUGGAAUCAACGGAUUGUGAUAGCAAUCCAUCAAUGGCGUAUUGUGCCACACCCAGAAGACUUAGCAGCUCCUCCGUGGAAAGUGCAAAAAUACCAGAAGAAGAGGAGAAAAAAACGUUCGCGGCCGCGGACUCGACAAUGAGGCCAAGAACGGGUCGCGUGCCGCGAAAGAAGCGAUCCGUCGGAUCUAUGGAGGAUCUAUGGGACGAGACAGUGUUCGAAGAUCCGACAAGGACAGCUAGAACCACACCGGUGAUUAAGAUCUCUUUCGGUGCUCAGGGUGAAGGGACUGUCUUGAAAAUACCCUCCAAGAUUCAGGAUCCGGAGUACGAGCAGGAAACUGAUGAAGCUGAGGAGGUGCAGACAGAAACGGAGAGAGAUCCGUUGGAAUUGCCCAGGAAUUUUGACAACGAUUACGAUUAUCGUGAGGAUGGAGAGGAAGAUGGACAGGAGCAAGUAGAUCCUCAGAAACAGGGUGUGAAGGACGCCAGUGCUAAGGCUGCGAAACGUGCACUGAAGAAGGCUAAGAAAGAGGCCAGAAGGAAAAUGCUCGGUGGAGUUUCGCCUGCGAGAUCUCCUUGCAAUGGAUCUCCACGUUACAAUCCUACGUACGACACAUUAUCGUAUCACCGUCGCAAGCAUAAAGUGAAGCAUAAAAAGAAACACAAGGAAGACCGUAAACACAAGAGCCAACAGUCGCAGCAUCAGCAGCCUUGUUUGGAAUCCGGAAGUACCGAGAAUCAGCAGAACUGGAACGUCCUUCCGGGCAGCGAAUCGUACACAGCGAUAAAGGAGCAGUGCCUGAAGCAAAAACUAUCCAUAUCUCUGAAGAGAUUGAAUACAAACGCUUACGCUAGAUGUGAUUAUCCUGAACCUGAAGUCGACGCCGGCGAAACUGCUCCGGACUUUCCACCGCAGUCUCAUCCUUUGAUGAUGCGUCUUGCCGCGACGCCUGUCGAACAUUGCCUCACUGCUAACGGUAGAAGAAUGGACGUUGGUGACGUGGUGUGGGGAAAGAUUCAUGGAUUUCCUUGGUGGCCUGGAAAGGUUCUCAGCAUCACAGUUUCUUGUAAAGAGGAUGGUACGUCGUCCGGACCGCAGGCUCACGUCGCCUGGUACGGUUCUUCGACAAGUUCUCUAAUGUCGUGUGACCAGUUGAGUCCAUUUUUAGAAACAUUCAAGACGCGGUACAACAAGAAGAAACGAGGUCCGUAUAAGGAAGCGAUACGACAGGCACAGAAUGAAGCCCGAAGUCAAAUCACGCCUAACUCGACGAGUAGCGUUUUAAACGUGUGUAGCUCACCGCGUGAGGUCAACGUUCUCUCCUAAGGGAAGGUGCACGGCGCUCGACACCAUUCCUUUAACUGCCGGGUAUUCGUCGUCGGAGAUUGAUUCUAACGGCGGAUCGAAAUCGUCAUGUAAUAUAUAAAGCAAAUUUUUGUACAUAAUUGACUUUAGCAUUAAUGGAAUAGCUCUUGAUCGAUGUUUUAAUUCAGUUGAGUCGCGCUUGCUGUCGUCGUCCAUGUUAAAUAUGGUCAAACUAACGGCGACACCAACGCUGAAUGAAGUUUACUGCCACCACUGGCUGUUUUUUUUUAUCCUCAGCUUUUUUCGAGCGAACAUUUAGCGUGUAAAAAGUAUUUAGGUAGGAUAUAAUCUCUAGAGAUGACACGUCAGCUCUCGAGGAAUAAUUUCGUACUACACUAAAGAAAUAUGUCUAUGACUUCUCUUUGAUAGUUAGACACAGACAACAUACAUAUACGUUAAAAUCACACGGGUGUCGUCACUGUACAUUAAACAUCUCAUUGAUUACUAAAUCAUUAUUUAGCGAUGAUCGUUUACUUGAAUUCUUUAUAUAUAUGCAUAUACAUACAUAUAUAUACAUACAUAUAUAUACACAUACGCGUAUAUAUCUGUAUUAAUAAUUUUAUUGUGAUCAUUGUGUCAAGGACAAGUGUGUAGUAUAUAUCCAGUGCGGGCAGUGAAUCUUCGAUACGACCCGUAGACGUUUCGGAAAUCGUUUACGACUCUAUUCGUCGCUUCUUUAUAAUUAACAUAUUUGAGAAUAUGGACAAUACAUUUUCGACAAGUCGCAAAUUCAUUCAUGACACUUUAAUUACUGUUUGGCGUGUAGAAUCGCUGAAUGUUUAAAAAGCUUUAACCGAGAAUGCUAUAACGUUUAAUCUUGUAAAACAGUGUAUAUUUUACGUGCUAAGAGAGUAAUGGACAACCGAAAUUUUUUGUAGCGCUGCAUUCCUUGCAUUCUUUAUUAUCUAAAAUCAACUUUCCUUGAAAGUUUCGUUUACGCUUCAUACCAACACUGCCAAGGAUUGAUAUUCGUUUCAGUCUUCUUUCGUCGACGAUAAUCCUUGACGAGUCGACAGUUGUGAAUUCCAAAUGUCCAAUGCUUCACAAACGGUCGAUUAUCCAAAUCUUCACUUAUAUCAAUAUUUACGGUAUCCAAUGUUAACUUGGCGAUAAAAAAAUGAUAAAAGCGUGUCUCAGUCUGCUACAAAUAUUCUCUUCUUUCUCUCGAAUUUCUUCCAUCCUUCUUAUCUCUCAAGCUCGACGUUUCAUUAUUACAAUAUUCGGUUAUUUUACAUUCAUCGAGCCGUUUUUUUUUCAGAAACGUUUCACCGUGUAUCCGUAAAUUUUCGUGAUUAAUUUCUGGACAAAUCCAUGUUCUAUAUUCAAGUUCUAUAUUUUCUCUUUACCAGUCAUUAUAUUUGGGGCCGGCGUGACGUUUUGCGGAGCCUGAAUAUACAUUCAAAUCCUACACUUAAAUUUUACAACGAAGAAUUAUUUAUUUACAAAUGCUGUUACAUAUUAUAUAUUUUUUAUAAGCAGUUUUUUAAUCAAGUCCAAGUAAUAUUUGUUCGCAUCUAUAAUUCGCUUUCAAGGGGCAAAAGUUCAAUGAAAGUACAAAAUCUGUAGUCAUGUACGACUUUUGCAAAAAAACUAUUGUUGUAGUUUAAUUUCUCUAAAAAGUACAUUUCUCUGAAAGCGCCUGGAUUUUUUUAUCUCAUGUAGUUUCCAGGAUACGAGGAUUUUAUAGAGUUACACUAAACUUUGAUGACUUUUGUCACUCUUUUAAAUUGAAUCAUCGCCAUUAAAAAAAUGUCCUACAUUUGUUAAUGGUAUCGUCAUUCUGUAAAAAAUUAAUCAAAAUCGGUGUUUUUUAAUUGGGUAAUUUUGGGGCCGGGUUCCGGCGAACGCGCUGAACCUGCCUUGCGCUGGCCCUCAUCAUAUUCCUAUGUCUGAACGAACAGAGGUGCAAAUGAGAAUGAAGGGAAAAUUCGAUCGACUUCGUUCUAAAAUAUUUCCCUGGGGAAUAUGCGUGAUUUGAGUAGCAGGGAAUAAAAUAAGGGAGACGAGAGGAUCGUCACGCGACGAACACGUCAAUAUCACGAUAUCGAAUCUUUAUUUCGAUAUCAGUAAUCACGUGCGAGUCAGCUGGAUGUUUGCUCUUUGCUUUAAGAUAGAUCUUCAUCAAAUCUCCAGACCGUCGUUGGACAGACGUUCUCAUCUCCAUCUCCUCUUUUUUUUUUUAUUUUCGUUCGAACUUUCCUAUCUUUUUGGUCGUCGUUCGAUCUUCGAAUAAAAAUGAUCUUGAAGCUCGAUCCUUUCGAGAACUGCCUAAUGAAUCCACGAUAUUUUCUUCUUCGUUGAAUCUAAAUACCCUCCUUUCACUUAUAGCAAGUCCCAUAACUAUUCAAAGACAUUGUUUCAGGAGAAACGAACUUUCUCCGUAUCUUCGCGUUCGUCUUCUGACUUUUUCUCAUAAAUCCUCGAUUCUCGUCGUCGAUACGAAGACAUUUGUAUAAAUAUCGCGCUUUAUCUCGUUUUAGAGGAAAAAUUCACGAAAUGAAUUCGAUGAAAUAUUCAGUGAAAGUAUGGAUCGUAAUUUCCGGCGCUUUGUAGAAGCAACAUCGCGCGCUUGGAAAAAUUUGUACGAAGAAAAAGGUACUGUACAAGGAAGAUAGCAAUUAAAAAAGAGAAGGCAUACAAUUCGUUUCAGUGGAUAACAUUGAACGUAGAGGUAGAUUUUUGUUGGUCGAUAAGCUUUCUGAUACGAUCGUAGUUCGCGAAUAGACGAUUAAUGGUUGUUUGAUUUCUUGAUUAUCACCGACCAAUUCUUCCGCAGAAAGCGAAAUAUAAUCAGAGAUUCGAGUUGAAUUGGCCUGGCGAUAGUCGGUAUAACGAUAACAGAUAAUAAUAUAAAUUUUUAUAUUGUCAUUUUUUAAGUGAAAGGGCGCUAGUUAAGAGCCCUUCUUUUAAAUUAUUGUUUAAAAUUUUUAUAUUUUCGUACGUAGCGUAUCAAAUAUUUUUUAUUACAAAUCUCUUUAUGUAGCAAAGUAUCCAACGCUGUUACGUUAUAUUUUUUUCUCGAGUCCGGUCGUAGCGCGUAAACAAUAUCUUUUUAAAAGUAUAAAUUAAUUGAUUAAUUGAAAGUGAUUGGAUUGUAACAUAUGAGACAUUUGUUAGCUACUUGGUUCCCUUAAAUCAUUUGUCAAACAAAGUGUUCAUCGUUUGAGUGAAACGAAUUAUUUAUGAAUAAUUACAAUGUUUCGUAUUCUAUUUACGAAAGACUUGUCCAUGAAGUGUUCAUGAAAGACUAACGUAACGAAUUUUUCUCGAAAUGUAUAUAUUUGUCAGUAGGAAAGUUAGUUUCCUUAAGAAAAGUCGUUCAAACGAGGGAAGGAACGAGAAAUUAAAGUAGGAUCUCUUGAUUUUGUUUCCAAAAGCGUUGUUAAAUAUUUCAUUGUUUAGUUGAACUUCAAAUUAUCUAUUUUUCGCACGUUGUUGAUUUUUUUAUUGGCUAUUUAUAAUAUUUAUUUAUAACUCCAAGCAUCGAUGAAUCGAAUUUUACUAUUUACUAUUCCAUUUCUGGUACAUCGUUCCUUGGCGAGUUAAUACAAGUAGAAAGAUAUAAGUAACGAGUUAAUUCCACUCUAAUAUUUUCCCUAUAGUUUCGCAUCUAAUGCUCGAAUAAUGAUUACUCUCCCAAUAUUCCCAUAAAUAAACAUUUCAUAUGUUACAAUCCAAUUGAGAAAAGAAACUAAAUAAUAGAAGAGAAAAAGAGAUACGAUAAUUUUUCAUUACGAGCAUCGACUAAUUUCGCAAUCACCGAUAUAUGUAUAACACACGUGAGGGAUAUUUAAACCAAAUAACGUCCAGGAAAAAGACAUUGCCUCUAACCCUCUAUAACUGGAUUUAUCCUCGAUCUAUCCGGCUAAUUACAGAUUUGUAUUCGAAUAACGUCGAGAAGAGAAAUUAUCGAUUUCUUUUGAAACUUUUAUGUAUAUUCAUUAAGCGACACAAAAAUUAAAACAUUGACAUGUUUCGUUUUGUAAGGCAGGAAAAAAAGGAAGAUAAAGUAAAUAAGAACCGUAAAAAAAUAACCUGUUAUUACGGAGGGUUAAUUUACGCGAAAGAUCUUUUCUAUCGAUAGAAACAGCAAAGGACUGAGGCAAGGCAGAAAUAUUAGACGUACGUGAAUAAUACAUUCGUGAAAAUUAGCCGUUAAAACGUUGAUCGUGCUUGUUAACGAGGUUUAAAGAGGUACUUGCGUGCACGGAUGAGAAAGAGAAAGAAGAAUGAUCGAAGAGUAACGAACGUUCGGCCGGAUAAAAGCUAAAUAGAUAAAUAAUAAGCGAAUGUGAAAUAUGUGUGAAUGUGUUUAAGCGCGAAUGAAUGACAAGGAAAGGGAUAACAAAGCGAGAAGCCAAGAUGUUUUUAAGUAACUGUGAUUUUUCAGAUGUAUAUUAUACAUAAAUAAUGACGAAUUAAUUUCUACGUGUAUUAUAAUGCAAAACGACGAAUGGUAAAUACGAUGAUGUAUCGAUGUGUCGCUUGUGUCCGUACGAACGUUGUAGAAUAUUAUUUCGACUAACACAUAUCGGGUAGAGAAGUGUUUGGCGGCGAAAUAAAUUACCGCUAUUAAUUAAUCGUCAUCGAUUCAUCGUUAUUCGAUUCGUAAUUAAUUAAUCGAGCAUUAUCAUUACGAAUAUAGGUAUGCGCGAGUCGUGGUACGUUGCCUAAAAAAAUCUUUACGUAUAUACAAUACUUAUACAUACACUGGACACGUUCACACUUACAUAGAGUUCGAUUGUUAAUUGCUUGCAUAAUUGUAUAAGAGAGCCACGUGUCAUCUAUGUAAUAUCAUUGUAUUCAGUAAUACACACGUAUACACACGUACACGCAGACACGAGUACACACACCGUAGAUUUAUUCUAUACUUUUCGUCGCCUCCCGUCGAAAGAGUCGCUGUUCGCUAUUUUGCGAAUUCCUCUACUUUACUUCUUCUUUCCUCCCUUUUUUCCCCUUCUUUUUAUUCCUCACCCCCCUUUUUUUUUCUUGCAAUCAACCCUUCACGAACUGUUCCUAAAGAAAACGCCACUGUACCACGCUGAACCUAUCGUUGAGCAGAAAAUAAACUGCGUAUAUAAGUACGCGUGCAAAGCGAAAACGCAUCGUCUUUCGAUUCUCGACGAUGCUUUCCCUCUCGAUUUCUGAGCUAAGCGAUUAGCUCUGGAUUAGGUACUUAAAUAAUCGACAAUAGGAGAUAAUGUUAUCGUCGUUCAAUCCUCGGAGCAUAAAAAUAAAGUCUCUAUCUAUUUAUUUUUAUCGUUAAUCGUUUCUAAUGGGAAAACGGUGUCUCGUGAAUUUUCUUUUAAGCUAAUACACAGAGCCUUCUGUAAUUGUGCGAGGCUCAUGCGUCUAUAUAUUUCUUAAAUUUCACUUUGUUUCUUUAUCACUACGCUGUUAUUCUCUGUUACGUGAAUCGCAUUCACGAAGAAUGCGCAUAAUAUUAGCGAAAGAAGUAACUUUCUAAUUAGGCUUCAUCCCCUUGGUUGUGUUUAAAACACACACACAUCUAGCGAUAGAUAAGCUAAAAAUCAGGUAAACUAGCUAAUUAUCUUACUAACACCUUCAAUUCGCUACAAAUCUAGUAUAUGUACAUUCUAAAACUCACAAAGAAGCUAUUUUCUAAACUAAAAUAUUCUCAAAGAUCUUUCACAGGAUUUAUAAUUCUAGAAAAAAGAAAAAAAAAGAAAGAAAAGGAAUCUCUAUUUAGAAUUUCGUCCUCGAUUCUGGGAAGAAUGUGAAAGGCGUAGAGUUUCAAGAAUUUCUAAAGCUCCAAGGGUUGGACGUCGAGUAAAGGACGUGUACUAAUUGUCGCUAUUGUUUUAAAUAGCGGCAGCUUGAUUUGCAUAUAGCCUAGUUGACCGCACAGCGAAUCGAUCCCGGUCCUACGUUUUCCUCGCGAUUUUCCGCUGCUCGACGUAGGUGCGGCCCUAUCCUGAGAAAAACAAGUGUUCAUUUUUCGACGAAAAUCCACUAUGUGGAGAACGAACCGCGUACGCGCAUGCGUGCAAGCGUAUGUUUUAAAAGCGCGCGCGCGUGCAGAGGCGAAUGAUGAAUUUUCGGGGAGUCCCCGAAAGAGGACGAAAAAGAAAAAAAGAAAAGAAAUAAGUAUGUUUCUAAACGAUAUUACACGAUUAGUCGAGGGAAAUAGAUCCGUAUAAGUACAAAUAAACGAGCCUGAAUGAAUGUUUCGAUAGAGGGCAACCCUGUUUUCCUUUUUAUAACGAAAAAUACGAGGAACCAUUUAUAAAUAGUUUUUUUGAAUAAAACGCGGUUAAUAUAAAUAAAUAUUCUAACAAUGAUUAAAAGUCUUUUUAUGCUCUUUCGUUGCUGUAGCGAUGUAGAAGCGAGAUCUUUUAUCAUACGAUUUAUUUUUGUCGAUAAACUAAUGGUAUAAUUGUUAAGACAGAAUGGAAAGGAGUCGAAUUUUCUCUAUACGAUAUAUGUAUAUUUAGAAGAAAGAUCAAAGUUGAGCUUCAGGUGGCAAUUGUGUUCAAAAUGUCAGAUUUAAGUGGAAUUCUUUGUCAUAGCUUGUAUCUUGAUAGUAAGUGUGUAGUAUGCAUAUGAGGAAAGAGGUAUAACAUGCGGAAGGCUAAUUGUAAGUUUCUUUCGAGAUCAUUUUUCGAGAUAGUGGAUAUAUUCGUUGAAACAACACCAUGUAAUAAUCCACGAAAAUCAAAUUUUCACGCCAUAUUCUCGUUUGCGUCGUAGGGAUUUUGGUGCAAUAAGUAAAAAGAUGAGAAUAAAUGAAAAGAAAAGAAUCCUCUAUUUACUGUAUUUUUAAAUCGGCACGAUUACGUUUUCCUUGAGUGUUCUGUCGUAAAUAAAAUUGGGUGAGAUAUUCUGAAUUCUAUUCUUAAUAUAUAAAUCGGAUACACGAAGAUGGAACGAUUAAUAAAAAUUUCACUGUAUCAAACGUA
Messenger RNA from Bombus impatiens (common eastern bumble bee), 9351 nucleotides. RefSeq names its product PWWP domain-containing protein 2A-like. Bases 260 to 2392 code for a protein of 710 amino acids. The record is from RefSeq and is a predicted model, not a curated record. The transcript is spliced from 8 exons. Gene Ontology annotation, cellular component: chromocenter; nucleus. NCBI's taxonomy places the organism in Eukaryota, Metazoa, Arthropoda, Insecta, Hymenoptera, Apidae. Gene Ontology annotation, molecular function: chromatin binding.